AUGCAGGCUGGGUCGGAGCGUGAGAGCACGCGCGAGGAGCAGGAGAAGGCGUUGAGGCACGUGGUGUCACUGCCGCCCAUACCGUGUGGCGAUGAGUUCACUUACGUUGACCCGUCAGAUGCUGACGUGCAGCGCGUGGCACGAGGGGCGGUGGCGAGUGAGAAUGAGAGGCAGGGCAGCGCGCUGCUGCAGAUUCCGGUGGUGGAGGCACAGGUGGUGGGUGCCGGGAUACAGAGAGUAACCCAAAUUCACCCAGGGCCUAUCCCGCGCUCCCUCGCUCUCUUUGCCCUGGAUGAAGUCAAUCGGAACAGCAGCCUCCCCUCGAAUGUGACUCUGCUGGACGUUAUUGUAGCGAGGGCGAAUGUGGUGGAGGGCGCAGGGAUCAACUACAGCGUGACUGUAACAGCAGCGGCGGCGGAUGCAGCACCUGCAGCAACGGCACCGGCAGAGCUGCUGAAGGUGGUGGUGUGGCAGGCAGUGCCCUUCACGGCUCACCGCCUGGUUGACUUCUUCCUGCUGGAUGGGGGAGACAUUGAGGGAAGUGGGAAGCAAAAGCAGGAGGGCGUGUUGCUCAUUGACUGUGCUUCCCCACCCCCGGGGCAUGUCCUCCUUGCUAACUGCACAGCUGUGCCCAAGGCUGGCUGUUCUGUAGUUGCAGUGGUGGGAGUUGUAACAUGGUUUUGGGUGCUUGUCUCCCUGGGCCUUGUGCUGCCUCUCCUGUAA
Messenger RNA from Closterium sp. Naga37s-1, 723 nucleotides. NCBI's taxonomy places the organism in Eukaryota, Viridiplantae, Streptophyta, Zygnematophyceae, Desmidiales, Closteriaceae. The record is from the annotation of a GenBank genome assembly.